This is a messenger RNA of Paramuricea clavata, 2186 nucleotides long. NCBI's taxonomy places the organism in Eukaryota, Metazoa, Cnidaria, Anthozoa, Malacalcyonacea, Plexauridae. The record is from the annotation of a GenBank genome assembly.
AUGCCUAACAUCGCAGCAAUGGGAACAGUACUAAAUUUUGUAGUUAUGCUAACAAUUCUCAGUCUGUGUCUAAAACUAAAGCCGUCUCCGACUCAUUGUCAACCUGAUACUAGUCUGCCUCUAGGUAAUAUAGCAAUUAGCUCCGAGCUAGCACGACUGCCUGAUAAACUAUGUUUUGUCUGGAUUUCUACCCGAGAUACAAAGUUGAGAAGUUUUAACCUACCAAAAUACUAUCGCUAUGGUAUGGACUUACGAAUCGCCAACGUCUCAAAUCAUGUGCUUAUCUCGAUCUUGUUAGCUGGCGACAUUGCUACUAACCCCGGUCCCGCUCACGUUAAUAACAACUCACCUACCCACCCCGGAGGUUUAAAUGUCCUCUAUAUGAACGCACGAAGUAUCAAAGCUUUCGUUCCCCUUGUAGAAAACCCUUCCAGCAAAGUUUGUAAAAUAACAUUGAUACAGCAGCUGGUCUACAGUAAUUGUUAUGACGUUGUCUGUAUAUGUGAAACCUGGUUGAACGAUUCAGUUAUGUCAUCAGAAAUCCUAACUGGCUAUAACAUUUAUCGCAAAGACAGGGUUGGAAGGACUGGCGGAGGCGUUUUAAUUGCUGUGAAGUCUGACAUUAGGUCCACUCAUCGACAAGACCUUGAGAGAGACAAUGUUGAACUUGCUGUUGUUGAACUGAUUAAGGAUAACAGUAAGUCAGUUAUUCUCUAUACUGUUUACCAUCCCGAACCUGGACCAGAAGACUUGCACAAGCUUAAUUUGUCUCUACAAGGAACUCCUGAAUCAGCGUGUUUCGUAGUUGUUGGUGACUUUAACCUUCCCUCUCUAACUUGGUCACCUGAUGAAUCCGCCCCUACUAACAUCGGCGGGUCUCAGGAGGACAGUGAAUUCUGCGUCCUAACAAAAGAUAACUUCCUCACUCAAUUCAUUAAAGGCCCUACUCAUAUAGCAGGAAACAAACUCGACUUGCUUCUCUCCAACUGUCCGGAAGUUAUCGACCACGUCUCCACUUCUACUCCAGUGGAAAGUAAUUUCCCCUCUGAUCACUACCUAGUAGAUUUCUUUAUACGGCUGAAGUUCAAGCGAGCAAAGCGUGUGCAACGUAAAGCGUACAACUACAAGAGAGCAGAUUUCGAGGCCCUUCGUAACCGUCUGCAGCUUAACGCAUUAGACAUGUCCGCCUCUGAUGAUGUUGAUCUCUACUGGUUUCGGUGGAAAGCAUUAUUUUUAGCUGCAGUAGAAAAAUGUGUGCCUGUUAAAGUUAUAAAAGACACAAACUCUCCUCCAUGGAUUGAUGGAGAAAUCAGGCACCUCCUGCGCAAGAAAUAUCGAGCUCUCAAAAAAUACCGCGAAAAUAGAACUGAACAACGCAAACGUAAACUUAGAUCUCUAAGUAAUGACAUCAAAAUCCUUGUCAGACAUAAACAUCGUGAUUACCUCAACAAAAUCGUGGGUUCUUUCUGUGAAAAUCCAAAACUGUUCUGGAGCUAUCAUAAAGCGGUAUUACAUCAUCGCUCAGGAGUCGACUCUGUCAUUACGCAUAAUGGUCAAACAGUCAAGACGUCCGGAGAAAAAGCUGAGCUCUUUAACACGUACUUUUGCUCUGUGUUUACUUCUCCCAACACCGUGCCCAGUACGAUGCCCUCUAACCCCAAUCGAUCAGAUGUUGAAAUCUCCGAUGUGCAGCUGUCUGUGGAAGAAGUGGAACUUUGCUUGGCUGGCUUAGAUUCAUCUAAAGCCUCCGGUCCAGAUGGGAUUCCUGCACACAUUCUAAAACAAUGUAGCAAGGAAAUCGCACCAAGUUUAUGUGCUUUGUUCAACCACUCUCUGCGCACUGGGCGUUUUCCAGCUGAAUGGAAGAAUGCAGACGUAACACCUGUGCACAAGAAAGAUCUGAAGGAACCUGCUGGAAACUACAGACCCAUCUCUUUAUUGUCAAUAGUUAGUAAAGUGAUGGAACGCUGCGUCUGCAACAGGUUCUAUGCCCACGUGUCACGUCUAAUCACAGAACUUCAGCACGGUUUCAUGCGUAAUCGUUCUUGUGUGACACAACUCCUUCCUGUUCUCCACUCUAUUAGUAAAUCACUCGACCGGAACACUCAAACUGAUAUGCUUUAUUUUGAUCCCGCUAAGGCGUUUGAUUCUGUAGACCACGCCAUUCUUAUCCAGAAACUUAAAUG